Molecule: messenger RNA, 1010 nt
Organism: Arabidopsis thaliana (thale cress)
Lineage: Eukaryota; Viridiplantae; Streptophyta; Magnoliopsida; Brassicales; Brassicaceae
Product: NAD(P)-linked oxidoreductase superfamily protein
Exons: 1
Coding region: 132-722 (196 amino acids)
Source: RefSeq, marked reviewed
UAUUUGGAUAGAUGUUGUAUCCAUAGAGCUUAGGCCACGUGGCACAAUUUGCGCCAAAAAAUCAAAUCCAAAAAACAGAGAAGUCAUCAUCUUUUCACUCCAAAUCUUCCAGUCACUCAAAUCAUUCUCUCAUGGCAGCUUCUUCCUCAAUUCCGCCGUCAACCGCCGUAACCUCCGUCGUUCGCAAAUCUCUCCUCCUCUCAACCACCUUCUCCUUCCCCGCUUCUUCAUUGUCUCCCUCCACGAAACUACCACAAAGACACAUUCAAAGAUUGCUCCUAGCUUCCUCCUCCGCAUCCGCAUCCACCGUUCCUUCCGAUUCCAAACCGGCGAAGAAAGAAACAGUCUACUUCGACGGCGGAGCUCAUUACGGAGAUCUAUUAGCCAAUCUCAUUCUAGGUCUAACCAUCCUUUGGCUCCCACUAACCUUAGCUGCAGUGUCUCGAGCUUUUAACCUUCGUUACAGGUUCACUAACCUCCGCGUGACGGUUAUUUCGGGACUCACCGGAGAUGAUCGGAGCGAUUUCUCGUACAAAGUGAUAAAAGACGUUCAAGUUGUGCCGAGGUUCAUCGGAGAAUGGGGAGAUAUCAUCAUUACUUUGAAAGAUGGAACUAAAGUGGAUUUGAGAAGUGUCCCUAAGUUCAGAGAGAUUGCUAAGUACUGUUUAUCUAUGGCUGAUCAACCUGCUGUUUUGAAAGAAUCUGGUGCUAAAGGCUUUUGAUUAUUUCUCAUUUCUGGGCAAAAUUGAUUCUUCUUGUUGUGAUUUCUUCAGUACAAAUCGAAUCCUUUCCAUGUUCUUUCAUUUGUUAUUGAUUUCUUCAUCUCUGUAUUGUUAAGACGAUCGUAUCUAAACGGCGCGCGAUUUUAGCUCUACAAUAAGAAACGGCGUGAUGUUUGGUUAAUGUUGAAACGGCAGGUAGUCCUCUUUUAGAUUAGAGAAAUGGCAUGGAUAUUAAUACUAUCUUCUUCUUUUUUAUUCAUAUGGCUGCAUUUUAAGAAUAUAGAGGAU